Messenger RNA from Suillus bovinus, 1866 nucleotides. RefSeq lists its product as uncharacterized. Gene Ontology annotation, cellular component: phenylalanine-tRNA ligase complex; cytoplasm. The record is from RefSeq and is a predicted model, not a curated record. The transcript is spliced from 9 exons. NCBI's taxonomy places the organism in Eukaryota, Fungi, Basidiomycota, Agaricomycetes, Boletales, Suillaceae. Gene Ontology annotation, molecular function: ATP binding; phenylalanine-tRNA ligase activity; RNA binding. Gene Ontology annotation, biological process: phenylalanyl-tRNA aminoacylation. Bases 1 to 1866 code for a protein of 621 amino acids.
AUGCCUACAAUCUCAGUAGACAAAGCCGAGCUUUUUGAGCGGCUCGGACGUCACUAUACCACGGAGGAAUUCGGUAGUUUGUGCUUUGACUAUGGACUAGAAUUAGAUGAAGACACCACGUCGGAGGUAGAAGCUGCGAUCAAGAAAGGACUUCCCGCAGAACGUCCCCAAUUAAAAAUUGAAGUACCCGCAAACAGAUACGAUCUGGUCUGUCUAGAAGGUAUCUCCCGUGCCUUGCGCGCUUUUCUAGGAAAAGAAAAUCCGCCGCAGUAUACACUUGCAUAUCCCCCAGGCGGUGAGAAAGAUCUCAUCACCGUAACCAUCUCCGAAGAGACCCAACGCGUCCGUCCCUUCUUCGCAUGUGCAGUGCUUCGCAACAUCAAAUUUACGCCCAUAAGCUACGCGUCCUUCAUUGACCUCCAAGACAAACUACAUCAAAACAUCGGGCGCAGGCGAAGUCUCGUCGCCAUCGGAACACAUGACCUCGACACCCUCACCCCUCCGUUUCGAUAUGAAGCUCGUAUACCCACUAACAUCGCUUUCGCGCCUCUCGGUCGUGAAACGGUGCACACCGCUGCAGAGCUCAUGCAGAUCUACGAAUCGGACAAACAUCUCUCCCGGUACUUGCACAUCAUUCGAGAUUCUGAUGUCUAUCCGAUCAUCUAUGAUGCAGAGGACCAUGUGUUGAGUAUGCCCCCCAUCAUCAAUUCGGAGCAUAGUAAGAUCACACUGGAGACUAAGAAUGUGUUCAUUGAUACGACUGCCACGGACGAUACGAAGUUGCAGAUCGUGAUCAAUAUGGUGGCGAGCAUGUUUUCGGAGUAUUGUGCCGAGCCUUUCACGAUUGAGCCUUGCAAGAUCGUCUUUCCUGACGGUUCGACGCGCAUAUCUCCUGAUAUCACUCCACGCACAGUGACUGCCCGCGCAUCGUACAUCAACUCUUGCACCUCUCUUUCCCUAACACCCGCCACAAUUCAGUCCCUCCUAACGCGUAUGACCCUCUCACCCACCCUCUCACCCGAUGACCCCGACGCUCUAAUCGUUUCACUUCCAUGCACGCGUCCUGAUAUCUUCCACGAAGUCGACGUAAUGGAAGACGCAGCGGUCGCAUACGGGUUCAACAACCUCCCAGAUAUCUUCCCCCAGACUAGCACAGUCGCACAACCUUUGCCGAUCAGCAGGCUCACGGACGUCAUCCGGAGGGAAUGGGCGAUGGCAGGAUGGGUCGAAGCGUUACCUUUCAUUCUCUGCUCACACGAAGAAAACUUUUCCUUUAUGGGCCGUCCUGACCCCGGUUCCCUAGCAGUAAAAAUUGCCAACCCCAAAACCCUCGAAUUCCAGGUAGUCCGCACAUCCCUCUUACCAGGACUCCUCAAAACCAUUCGCGAGAAUCGCUCGCAUGCUCUCCCAAUCCGCGUUUUCGAGCUCAGCGACGUCGUGUUCAAAGAUACAACCCGGGAGAGACAAGCACGAAAUGAGAGACAUGCGGGGGCGGUGUGGUGUGCGAGGAGUGCGGGUUUCGAGGUCGUACAUGGGUUGUUGGAUAGGGCUAUGAAGAUGUUGGAGAUUCCGAGGGUUGGGAAGGGGGAUGGGAGGGAUGUGGGGUAUUAUAUCAAGGAGGGGGAUGAUCCUGCGUACUUCCCUGGACGCGCAGCGACUAUCUAUUACCGCCCACCACCCCCAAAGACAUCAAAAACAGGCGAACUUGCUGAUAAACUCAAGAACACGCUGCACAUCAAUCAAGACCGAGACAUCGUGAUCGGCACGCUGGGUGUGCUACACCCCACCGUGCUCGAAAAAUUCGAGAUAACCUACCCCUGCUCAGCCCUGGAAUUCAACAUGGAAGUUUUUCUGGAGCGGUCAUAG